AUGGCUCCACCAAGGAGGAACACAGGGAAUGGUCAAUCGAAUGCUGAGGGAACCACUAAUCUUCAAGCUAUUAUUGAAGCCAUUGGGGGUUUAACCAAUAUAGUGCAACAUCAAGUAGGAGCCACCAAUCCAACUUGUGCUUUAGAGAAGUUUAGAAAGCUUGACCCUCCUACUUUCAAGGGUACAAAGGAUCCAAUAGAGGCUGACAACUGGCUUAAGGAGAUAGAAAGACUCUUUAGGGCAAUGGAGGUUAGUGAUGGGCAACGAGUUAUCCUUGCUGUUUUUGUAUUGAAAGGUGAUGCAUUGGAAUGGUGGGAGUCCACAGAGAGGACACAUGGGAGAGAAGUUAUAACUUGGAAGCAUUUUAUUGAGCUCUUUCGUAGGAGGUAUUUUCCUGAUAGUUUAAUGGUCCAAAAGGAAGCUGAGUUUAUUCGCAUAGCACAAGGUACUCAAUCAGUGUAUGAGUAUGAGCGGAAAUUUGCUGAAUUAUCCCGCUUUGGUCCACACAUGGUUGACACAGAAGCAAGGAAGGCUAGGCAUUUUGAAAGGGGUUUAAGGGAGGAAAUUCAAGGACCAGUUUCCAUGUUCAAAUUGGAAACAUAUGCAGAGGUGGUAGAUCGAGCUCUCAUAGCUGAGAGAAAUUGCAAUCGUCUUUCAAAGGCCAAUGAUCAGGAGAAGGAUCCAAAUCAAAGUAAUUUUCUUAAGGGAAAGUCUAGUGAAAUUUCAUUCAAGAAGCAAGGGGUGCCCAAUUCAAACAAGAAGGCACAUAAGACUUGUCCAAGAUGUGGAAAGGCUCAUGGUGGAACAUGUUAUUUGGAGUCAAGAGCAUGUUUUAAAUGUGGCAAAACUGGACACUUUAUCAAAGAUUGCCCAGAUCUGAAGAGUGAGCCAAGGGCUGAGCCUAAUGAUAUAAAUCAUAGGCCAAAAAUCCAAGGAAGAGUGUUUGCCAUUACUGGGCAAGGUGUUGAGGAAUCUAAGUCAGGUACCAUCUCCUUAUUUUUUUCUCUUAUGAAGUGA
Molecule: messenger RNA, 1017 nt
Organism: Quercus robur (English oak)
Lineage: Eukaryota; Viridiplantae; Streptophyta; Magnoliopsida; Fagales; Fagaceae
Exons: 1
Coding region: 1-1017 (338 amino acids)
Molecular function (GO): nucleic acid binding; zinc ion binding
Source: RefSeq, a predicted model, not a curated record